AUGCCGUCAAAAUACAGCAGUGGGAAGGUCUCGGAGGUGCAAUGGACAGAGUUUCAAUCCUGGAUGCAAACGCAAUUGAACCAGAAGUUCCGGGAGCAGGAAGCAAAGAUCAAGGAGGCCUUCGACGGCUUGAACAAUCGAAGUUGGCAAUUGGGCGAUGCACGAGCACGUGCAAUAAGUGAAAUGUCUGCAAGGCAUAGCAUGGGAGCGGACACGGAACUGGGCAUCAGCAGCACAUCGCUUCCCACAGUGCGGCUGGACGACUCGAUAGAAGUCGUGGCUCCCGUCUCUCCGCACUCCGAGCACUCGGACAUGAAGCAUACUCCUCACGUUACUCGUAUCUUGGGGAAGGAGGUGGUGAGGGAGAAGUUGAAAGCAAAUCAGCCCUUCAAGGCAUUUGUGAAGAAGGGCCUCGAUUUCUACAUGGCUCUUGUUGUUCUUGCCAACCUCGCUUGUAUCAUAGCCAUGACAGAGUGGACGGUGCAUCAGACGGACCUGGCACUAGGGCUGACUGAUGCAGAAUGGGCCGGUGCUUCUCUCGAGACCUUUGAACUUCUUGAAUACGUUUUCUUCGGCAUCUAUCUGCUGGACGUGCUUCUUCGCAUGGUCACUCUAAGGAGGGAAUGGUACUUUGACCAAAUGGAGGGUAUCAUGUACCUCAACAUCUUUGAUGGAGUGCUCGUCCUGAUAAACCUCUUCGAAUUGGUUGCACUUCCCGCGAUGCUUCUCGGAGGGGACCAGCAGCAGCAUGCGACCACCAUUCGGGUCAUCAAACUGGUGCGCAUCGUCCGAACGCUGCGCAUCUUCAAAACAGUGUCUCUUUUCCGGCAGUUACGCAUUCUGGUUGGAACUUGCUUCGCCAGCAUUGGGGCGUUGUUCUGGUCCAUGAUUUUAUUAAUCGUGCUGCAGAUUGGCUUUGCCCUGGCCAUCUGCCAGGCUCUACAACUUUUCAUUCUGGACACACAGGCAGACUUUGAAGCACGCAUGGAAAUGCAUUCGUAUUACGGAAGCUUUGCCAAAGCGCUAUAUACAAUGUUCGAGAUUACGUUUUCUGGCUCAUGGCCUGUUCGCGUGAGGCCUGUCAUCGAAAAAGUCGAUGCGUGGUACUCGGUUCCCUUCCUCGCCUACGUAACUUUCGUCGUCUUUGCAGUGAUAAAGAUCGUAACCGCCCUUUUCUUGAAGGAGACUCUGACCAGUGCAGCAAAUGAUGCUGAUAUGGUAAUGGAGGAUGCUCGACGCACGGCUCAGGACUAUCACUACAAGCUUCAAGAAUUAUUCCACUUGGCCGAUGACGACGGUGAUGGCAACCUUUCACGGGAGGAGUUCGUGGAAACAAUGAGCCUUCCUAGUGUGCAGCACUAUCUGAGGAUCCUUGACAUGAGCAUUCAAGACUGCAGGCCUUUGUUUGACAUUCUGGAUGACGGUGAUGGGCUUAUAACCAUCGCCGAGUUUGUGAAGGGCCUCUCUCAAAUCAAGGGCCAAGCUCGCGCGGUGGACAUUGUAAUCUUGCAGCGGGAAAAUGCCAAGCUCUUGGCAGAAUGCCAUCACAUUCGGAAAGACAUUGACCGCAUCCAAAGAACUUUACCGAGGAUGCUCCGCAGUGUGGCCUCUGGCCUCAGCGCAGCUUCCGGAGAGUCAGAAACCGUUUUCACAGCAUGA
Messenger RNA from Symbiodinium necroappetens, 1659 nucleotides. NCBI's taxonomy places the organism in Eukaryota, Dinophyceae, Suessiales, Symbiodiniaceae. The record is from the annotation of a GenBank genome assembly.